UUAGCUUUGAUGGAUCGGUCCUUUAUUUGUCUGUAAAUGAGAACACUGUGCUUCGUCUGUAUUGCGCCGCUGCAAAUGAGAAUAUCAGAUUUAAACUAUCUCUAUUUUGUGGAGAAUUAAGUGAAUGUGUGUGUAUUAUCUUCUAGCAUUGCUCGUGUUUGCUUUCUCAGCAGUGCUGUGCGUUUGAAGUGUUUCUGCUAGAGCCCGAUAGUUGCUCGUUAUCUAACCGGACAGCAGCCGAGCAUCACAGAGAAAGCUGUUCGUCCAGAAUGACUCUGGCAGUGUUCUUUGGCUGUGCUUUCAUAGCGUUCGGUCCAGCUUUCGCCCUGUUUGUGUUCACCGUCGCCAAAGACCCGUUAAGAGUCAUCAUUCUGAUCGCAGGGGCGUUUUUCUGGCUGCUGUCUCUGCUGUUGUCCUCUCUGGUGUGGUUCAUCGCUAUAAAGGCCAGUAACUCACAGGAUCUCACCCUUCAGAGGGGGCUGCUGAUGUUCGGGGUCUUCUUUUCGGUCUUGCUCCAGGAAGUGUUUCGCUUCGCCUACUACAGACUGCUCAGGAAGGCCACCGAGGGUCUGGCAGCCAUUAGUGAUGAUGACGGUUCAGCUAUUUCGGUGCGACAGAUGGCUUACGUGGCUGGGCUGGGCUUUGGGAUCAUGAGUGGAGCGUUCUCAAUGAUCAACAUACUGUCUGACUCUCUGGGUCCCGGGACGGUGGGCAUCUUUGGAGACUCACAGUAUUACUUCAUUACAGCAGCGCUGAUGACGCUGGCGCUGACGCUGCUGCACACGUUUUGGGGUGUGCUGUUCUUUGAGGGCUGUGAGAAGAGCUGCUGGUGGGUCAUCGCUGCAGUCGUCUCUCUACACUUGUUAGUCGCUGGCCUGUCGCUGCUAAAUCCGCUGUAUGAAGGCAGUCUUCCUCCUGUGUACGUCAUUACGCUGCUGAUGGGCGUCUGGGCGUUCUUCUCAUCUGGAGGAUCACUACACAGCCUCAAUGCUCUCUGCACACGUAAGACAUGAUGACACACACACACUUGACAUGAUCUUCCUUCAGCUGCGAGAUGCCAGUGAUGCCUGAGAGUGUCUAUGAGCCAGUCUGAAGCGUGAGCUCUAUAUCAGUGUUUCUGAGCCCUGGGUUCGAGCAGCAGGCUUGGAGGACACUGCUCUACAUGACCCUGAGAGCUGUUUAAAGUCAUAUGCUUCCAGAUGUUCAUCGUCGCUCUCAUUAUAGUACGCUGUGUGUCUCAUAUCAGCAGGCCCACAUGAAAACAGUGCCCAUGUUUCCACAGUUGUGGAUAGCAACAAAGUAUUUUUACUC
Sinocyclocheilus grahami is the source of this 1311-nucleotide messenger RNA. RefSeq names its product gamma-secretase subunit Aph-1b-like. Gene Ontology annotation, cellular component: membrane. Gene Ontology annotation, biological process: positive regulation of catalytic activity; protein processing. Lineage: Eukaryota; Metazoa; Chordata; Actinopteri; Cypriniformes; Cyprinidae. The record is from RefSeq and is a predicted model, not a curated record. The coding region runs from base 270 to 1013 and encodes 247 amino acids. The transcript is spliced from 6 exons.